AUGUCGUGUCUGUCGUGUCUAACGUGCCGCAAUUGCGGAUUCGUCAAUAUCAUUCCUCUCCAGCCACAGCUACAGAAUACUACAGCCAUUCAAAGCUCCGAUAGCUUCGUUUCGCAAAUUCUACGCGGCUUACGGCCGUUGCUCGACUCUGAAUAUACCUUAUUCAAUGCUGAAAUUGUCAAGCUAAAACGGUUGCGGUCUUUGUAUGAUACUCAGCUCCAAGAGAUCGAGUUGCAUAGGCAUACAGUUUUGAAAGCCCUGGAAAGUCGCAAAUCGAUCUUUGCCCCCAUCCGUCGUCUCCCCCAAGAUCUUCUCAUCCAAAUCUUCCACUCCGUUAGCGACUCCUGGUGGCAGGAAACAAGAGGGAACUACCACCUCAAGCAAGAACGCCAUAGUCUAGAUGUAUCCGGGCCUCUUUGGGUUUUAGGUCGUGUCUGUGGGCUUUGGAGGGAUAUAUUGCACACCUUGCCGGCGUUAUGGGCUCAGAAUGUCGUGGUGAAAUAUCCUUUCUCCAAGCACGCCCACAAGAUAUUGCAGGCCCAUCUCGAGUAUUCAGGCGAACAACCCCUCACUAUACAGGCUACUUUUAGUGGGCGGCAUGAGCUGACAAGAGGGGAAGCGAUUAUGUCCUUACUCGUUCAAUCCUGCAAUCGCUGGAAGAAUGUGCGCAUUCGCAUCGUCCCGCAUCAUGCACAUCACCUCGAAUCUAUAGCAAACCUUCCCGUUUUGCAGACAUUUGGAUUAGAUUUCAUCCAAGACUACCGCUCCCGGUAUUGCUUGGACAUAUGCCUGAAAGCCCCGCAGUUGUGGCAAGCGUCUCUUCCCAGCCGUGGGAUCCAUCAAUUGAGGAUACCAUCCAGGAUAACCCAAUACUCCGGAUGUAUCACUUGUGCAGAAGAUUUGCGACUCCUCGCCGGCCUACCCAACCUCGAAACAUGUCACCUUCUGCCCUGGCGGGCAUCCGUAGUCCAUAUCAGUACACCAGCGGUGGUGGCUAAGCUUCGUUAUCUCUAUGUGAAUGAUCCAGACUCACUCGACUUCCUAACUGCACCUCUCCUCCAAAGUUUGACUAUAUCUCAAAUUCCGCUGGGGGGAUCAUUAACACCCGUCACUUCCUUCUUCCGUCGAUCGGGGUGCCAUCUCGAGAGUUUGAGUUUGAGUAUGUGCAUGCAAACGUGCUUGUUGAAUGACCCCGACUUGAACGAUAUGAUUAAUAUGCUCUCCUCGGAGGCAUGUUCUACGAUCUCUCGUCUUAAAAUUGAGCUCGGUAAAUACAUGCACAGAGUUACCAAGAUCCUCACUCAUCACUCUAGCCUGCCCAAUCUACGCCAUCUUAUUCUUUGUAACGUGACGAACAUAAAGAAUGAAGCGUGGAAUUCUAUACCCAAGAUGAUACGCUCCCGCCGUGAUGCAGGACUGGUAAAAAUCGUCGAACUGCGGUUUGCGGACGAUAAAUAUGAAGCCUCAAACGCCAAGUAUGCCACCACAGCCGAUAUCAGAGGACUGACUGGGGACAAUUUGGAGAUGCGGGUUGAGGAGUUGAACCCGCCAAGUGAAGAACACUUGUUGAUAUUUGACCACGUCAUCUUCUUUGAAUAA
This is a messenger RNA of Desarmillaria tabescens, 1599 nucleotides long. RefSeq lists its product as uncharacterized. The transcript has a single exon. Bases 1 to 1599 code for a protein of 532 amino acids. The record is from RefSeq and is a predicted model, not a curated record. NCBI's taxonomy places the organism in Eukaryota, Fungi, Basidiomycota, Agaricomycetes, Agaricales, Physalacriaceae.